UAGGAUAAAGCUGGUGGUUAGUUAGGAUGAUGAUGAUGAUGAUGGUGAUGAUGCUAUUAGAAACCACUCAGUUUAAGGACCCUGCAUUGUCUAACCUCAGAUUUCAGUGUUGUGCUCUGCACUCGGGGUUUCUGGGAAACCUUGGUCGUGCCAGAAAAUGAAACUGAAAGUGGAUGAAAACUAAAGCACGGUUACCUCGGCGUGCGGGUCAUUCCGGGACAACUGGUGGUGGGAAAUGGCAGGCAAUACAGCAACAAUCGGCAAAUUCGUUGCUUUAAUUUUAGCAGUUUGCGUCGACCUUUCCUUGUUUUACGCGUCGGGAUUUGUGGUGACUCGCAGCGUCUUCGGGCAUCUUGCGCGUCUCUGGGUUUGUGCGGCUCUCCGGUUCUUGGCACUAACUGCUGUAACUCUGUUCACCCUCGGGGACCUCAAACUGCCGCUGAUUCGCUUUAUAACGGCGCACAGUCUGCUGCCCGCGGUGUUGGAGACCGGCACCGAAGCGCUUUACCAUGAGGAGACACAGUGCGGCCUCCAGGCGGAUGUGCGCUGCUGGCUGAUGUGUGCCGGAGCGUCGCUGGCUGCUGCACUGUUUUGGGAGAUCACCAUCCCGGACACCGACGAUGCGGCCGCCGGUGAAGAGAAGAAGCAGAAAGCCAGAGAGCUGUUUAUGAGAGUCCUGUACCUGUGCAAACCCCUCUAUAAGCUGCUGCUGGGAGGGCUUGUAUUCUUGUCGUUGGCCGUUGUCUGUGAGAUGUUCAUCCCGUACUACACUGGGAGAGUCAUUGACAUCCUCGGGAGUCAGUACCAGCCGAAUGAAUUCAUAUCUGCGCUCCUGCUCAUGGGCCUGUACUCUCUGGGAAGCUCUGUGAGUGCAGGCUGCAGAGGGGGUCUCCUACUUUGUGCUAUCAGUGCCUACACAUGCCGAGUGAAAGUCAGGCUGUUUGAGGCAUUGACCAAACAGGAAAUUGGAUUCUUUGAGACCACAAAGACAGGUGAAGUCACCUCCAGGUUGUCUAAGGACACCAACUUGAUGGGAAGAACUGUUGGUCUGAAUGUCAAUGUGCUGCUGAGGACACUCAUCAAGACACUGGGCAUGAUCUCCCUUAUGAUAAAUCUCUCAUGGAAGCUCACCUUCCUCGUGUUGAUGGAGACUCCCAUCAUCGGCCUCAUUCAGAACAUCUACGACACACACUACCAGAGGCUGUCCAUCGCAGUCCAGGACUCUGUGGCUCUGGCAAAUGAGGCUGCGAAUGAGGCAGUGUCCAGUAUUCGUGUGGUACGGAGCUUUAACACAGAAAAACAUGAGGCCGGUCGCUAUGACGGCCGCUUGAUGGACACGCACACCCUGAAGACCCGCCGGGACACUGUCAGGGCUGUUUACCUGCUCGCUCGGAGGGUGACAGGGUUGGGCAUGCAGGUCUUCAUGUUGUACUACGGCAGGCUGUUCAUCCAGAGUGGACAGAUGACCACUGGCAACCUGGUUUCCUUCAUCCUCUACCAGUCGCACCUUGGAAACAACAUCAGGACGCUCACUUACAUCUUUGGCGACAUGCUGAACUCGGUGGGGGCUGCUGGGAAAGUGUUUGAGUACCUGGACAGGAAACCUCAGGUCAGCACAGAGGGGAAACUCGAACCGGAUCAGCUGAAAGGACAUGUCAGCCUCCGCCGUCUCAGCUUCGCCUAUCCUGCGUACCCCAACAAAACAGUGCUGCAGGACUUUUCUUUGGAGCUGAAGCCAGGUCAGAUGACGGCUCUGGUGGGUCCGUCUGGAGAAGGAAAAAGCACCUGUGUGAGUCUGCUGCAGCGAUUCUAUGACCCGCAGGAUGGAGAGAUCCUAUUGGACAAUGAGCCGCUAAAAUCCUACGACCACCGUUUCCUCCACAAGAAGCUUGCAGUGGUGAACCAGGAGCCCGUGCUCUUCUCUGGCUCAAUCAGAGACAACAUUGCCUACGGGCUUGCUGACUGCUCACUGGAUGAGAUCCAGGAAGCAGCUCGCAAAGCCAACGCCCACGGCUUCAUCGAGCAGUUGGAGAGCGGCUACGACACAGAGGUGGGCGAGGGCGGCGGCCAGUUGUCCAAGAGCGAGCGGCAGAGGAUCGCCAUUGCCCGAGCUCUAGUCAGACAGCCGCAGGUCCUCAUUCUGGAUGAAAUAACCAGCUCUCUGGACACUGAGAGUGAAAAUAAGGUUCAGCAGGCCCUGGCUAGUUGUCCCAGCCUGACCGUGCUGGUCAUCGCUCACAGGCUGAAGACCAUUGAGAAGGCAGAUCAGAUCGUGGUGGUCGGUGGCGGCAGAGUUCAGGAGCGAGGGACUCACCAGGAACUGAUGGACAGGAAGGGGGGCUACUACAAGCUGAGGGAGAAGCUGUUCACUGAGGGAAGCUCCCCACAGUGACAAACUGCUGCCUCUGAGCUGAUGCCUGUCCUGUAUGGCCGUGCUGUGUGGCGCUGAUGUUAACCUGAUUAAAAUGUGAGCGAGCCAGCCGGAGUUUAUGUAAAUAUCUUGUAUAAAUAGUGAAGAUUAAUCAAUAUGGACCAAUAUGGUUGUUUAUAAAUGUCUAUAUGUUAUAAUGUGGCAUGAAAAGCACGUUCACAACUCUGUUAAUGUACAUCUGUUCUUAUUUAUUUUGUAGACUAUUGAAAUUAAAUUUGGUACUGUGAAUGAA
This is a messenger RNA of Chelmon rostratus (copperband butterflyfish), 2663 nucleotides long. It is a transcript of the gene tap2a, whose product is annotated as transporter associated with antigen processing, subunit type a. Gene Ontology annotation, molecular function: ATP binding; ATP hydrolysis activity; ABC-type oligopeptide transporter activity. NCBI's taxonomy places the organism in Eukaryota, Metazoa, Chordata, Actinopteri, Chaetodontiformes, Chaetodontidae. The record is from RefSeq and is a predicted model, not a curated record. The transcript is spliced from 11 exons. Gene Ontology annotation, biological process: transmembrane transport. Gene Ontology annotation, cellular component: membrane. The coding region runs from base 236 to 2392 and encodes 718 amino acids.